Molecule: messenger RNA, 1940 nt
Organism: Uloborus diversus
Lineage: Eukaryota; Metazoa; Arthropoda; Arachnida; Araneae; Uloboridae
Gene: UGP
Product: UTP--glucose-1-phosphate uridylyltransferase-like
Exons: 15
Coding region: 137-1663 (508 amino acids)
Biological process (GO): UDP-alpha-D-glucose metabolic process; glycogen metabolic process
Cellular component (GO): cytoplasm
Molecular function (GO): UTP:glucose-1-phosphate uridylyltransferase activity
Source: RefSeq, a predicted model, not a curated record
UGUGUCUUUCACCUGACAUUUGACAGGUCACAUUGAAUGCCUUAUAUUAUGAUAUUGUCAAAGCUUCACUAACAUUUUUCUUUUAGUGAAAAUACAAGUUAAACUAUUUUUGAAAACAAAACGAAAUACUGUCAAAAUGACCUGUCAUCUUGAAGUAAAGAAUAAAUAUGGGCAUCAAAAGAAAAUUAGUGAUACAACAGAAUUUAAAGAGUUAACUAAAAAAGAUGCUGAGAUACAACUGGCUCAUGAGUUGGAAAAAUUGCUUCUAACUUCACCUUCUGAAAGAGAAAGGUAUGAAAGUGAAUUUUCUGGUUAUCAAAAAUUAUUUCAACAAUUUUUGUUGGGAACUGGACCUUCUUUACAAUGGGAAAAAAUAGAACCUCUUCCAGUAGAUGCAAUAAAAGAUUAUGGUGGCCUUGCUGCACCUGAUACAAGUGUAAUCAGAGACAUGUUGAAUAAACUUGUGGUGGUGAAACUGAAUGGAGGGCUUGGCACUAGCAUGGGUUGUACCGGACCAAAAUCUGUCAUACCUGUGAGAAAUGAUUUGACAUUUUUAGAUUUAACAGUCCAACAAAUUGAGCAUUUGAAUAAUACCUAUGAUGCAAACGUUCCUCUAGUUCUUAUGAAUUCAUUUAAUACGGAAGAAGAUACUCAAAAGGUUUUAAGAAAGUAUCGAGGAUUCAGGAUAAAAAUCCACACAUUUACUCAAAGCAAAUAUCCAAGAAUAAACAAAGAGAGUCUUAUGCCAAUAGCUUAUUCCCUUGAAGAUGAUGAUCCAGAAUCUUGGUAUCCACCAGGUCAUGGAAAUUUUUAUGAUGCGUUUUACAGUUCAGGAUUAUGUGAAAUGUUUCUAAAAGAAGGUCGAGAAUUCUGUUUUAUUUCGAACAUUGAUAAUUUAGGAGCUACUGUUGAUAUUAAUAUUCUUAAUUCUUUGAUUAAUCCUUCUAAACAACCAUCACCGGAGUUUGUUAUGGAAGUUACUGAUAAAACAAAUGCUGAUGUGAAAGGUGGUACUCUUAUCCAAUAUGAAGGCAAAUUAAGAUUGCUUGAAAUAGCCCAAGUACCAAAAGAUCAUGUUGAUGAAUUUAAAAGUGUAAAAAAAUUUAAAAUCUUUAACACAAACAAUUUGUGGAUAAAAUUAGAAGGCAUAUCACGGUUGGUUACAGGAAAAGGAUUAGAUAUGGAGAUUAUUAUCAAUCAUAAGCACUUAGACAGUGGGGAAAAUAUCAUACAAUUAGAAACAGCUGCUGGUGCUGCAAUGAAAGACUUCAAUGGUGCUAUUGGUAUCAAUGUGCCAAGAAGUCGUUUUCUUCCUGUGAAAAAAACUUCAGAUCUCCUUCUAGUCAAAAGCAACUUGUACGCUAUGCAGAAUGGCACCCUCAUCAUGAAUCCACUCAGAGCAUUCCCAACUGUUCCUUUAGUCAAGUUGGGAGAUAAUCACUUUUCAAAGAUUCGACAAUUUUUGGGGAGAUUUGCUAGCAUACCGGAUAUGCUUGAGUUGGAUCAUCUCACCGUCUCUGGGGAUGUUACCUUUGGAAAAGAUGUAUCAUUAAAGGGAACUGUGAUAGUCAUUGCAAAUCAUGGAGAUAGGAUAGACAUACCCCCUGGAUCCAUCUUAGAAAAUAAAAUUGUGUCUGGGAAUCUCAGAAUACUCGAUCAUUAGAAAGAUUGUAUAUAUUUUAACUAAGAAAUAUGUGAACUUUAUUUAUUACCCAUUCAUAUGUUAACGAAAUGUCAUUAACUGUUUUGAAUUCAUUUGACUUUUAGAAUUUCAUUAUGUUUCUGUUUUGUUAUAACAUCAAGAGUUUAAUAUGUGAAAGUUAUUCUUGUUACAACUAAUCAUUCUUUUAUUUAAAUUUUUAAAUGAUAUUUUUUUUUAGCAUUAAUGCAAUUGUUUUUAAAAAAAAAUCACUGUAGUUUUAAAAUUCAAUAAAUUUUGU